Fusarium venenatum is the source of this 915-nucleotide messenger RNA. RefSeq lists its product as uncharacterized. The record is from RefSeq and is a predicted model, not a curated record. NCBI's taxonomy places the organism in Eukaryota, Fungi, Ascomycota, Sordariomycetes, Hypocreales, Nectriaceae.
AUGCUUAUCCUCAUCGCUGGUAUAACCGGAAUGGUCGGGCAGCCGUUGGCCCGCGCCGCCAUCGCUCAAGGCCAUUCAGUCCGUGGUCUAAGCAGAAACGCGGAUAAACUCGACCCAGAAAUCUCCUCCAAGCUCGAGUCUUUCAUCACUUGUAGAGACUAUUUCGACUCAGAGUCUUAUAAGAAGGGUGUCCAAGGAGUCGAUGCCGUCAUCGCUGCUUUGCCAGCUGUGCCAAGUAUUAUUGGAGCAGGCCAGUUAUCUCUUCUGUUGGAGGCAGAGAAAGCAGGUGUCAAGGUUUUCCACGCCGCAUCAUGGAACUUUGAUUGGACAAAGCUCAACAUGGGUGACCAUGAGACUUAUGAUGCUUACAUGUCUUUCAAGCGUCUUGCUGAACUCUCGAGUGGGUUGAAACCCAUUUACGGAUUCUGCGGCUCUAUCCUAGAAUACAUGUUUAUCAACUGCAAGAAGGAUGGACGCCGAUCUGCUAUCGACUCUGAGAGCAAGACAGUUACUUACUGUGGUACUGGUGAGGACAAGAUGUCUUUGAUCAGUGCUGACGACUUGGCAAAAUAUACACUGGCAGCGAUAGCCGACCCGGAGAUUAUACAGAGGGGUGUUUAUUACGUCGAGUCUUUCAGAUGCACAGUUCCCGAGCUCGGUGAAAUGUAUGGAAAAGCACGAAAUAUCGACAUCAAGAAGCAACCUGUUGGUGGUCGACCUGAGCUCGAAGGAAUGCUGGCCCAGGCAAGACAGUUCAUGAGUCCUUUGGAAUCAAACAAGUAUAUCGAUUUGGCCUACGCACUUGCGAUCUUGGAGGGUGUGGCGCUUGCUGAUCCCAGUGAUUGCAAGGGGUGGGAAGAGACGAUUACUCCCACGGGAUUCGAGCAAUGGCUGAACGAGCACCCUGAAGUCUAA